Messenger RNA from Parascedosporium putredinis, 1290 nucleotides. Lineage: Eukaryota; Fungi; Ascomycota; Sordariomycetes; Microascales; Microascaceae. The record is from the annotation of a GenBank genome assembly.
AUGGAAUCCGCUGAGCUAGUCGCCCGUGCCUGGGCUCCUGGAACGGAUUUCCCAGAUCCGAUCCAGGUCGAUGGGCUUUAUCACGUCGGUCUAUCGAUUAUCUGCAUUCUCUGGACUCUUGCGUUCAUCAUUGUCUCUCUCCGUAUAUGGGGGCGAUGGGGAGCAAAGCAACUAGGCGUCGAUGAUGCCCUUAUUCUGGCUGCUAUGGCGGUAAAUACCGGCUGGUUUUAUACGUUGAUUAUGUGGCAGAGGGUCGGAGGACAAAUGGGACGAGACUGCGCGCAUGGCGCCAAGCGCGUAAAGAGUGCGGCCACUGAGGCACGAGAAACUGCUACUAACAUGGGCAUCAUGGUGACAGACGUCAAGACGAAAUAUGUGGGAAUUCACUAUUGGAAUGUGCCGACCCUUACGCACGAGCAACAAGUGGCCGCCAAGCUAUACGAGUGGCUCAUUAUCCUGCUGUACCACCCCGUGUUGGGCUUCGUCAAGGCUUCGGUCUUGUGCUUCGACCAAAAGUUCACGGGUAUCAAGAAGUCGAUGCGCUACACCGUCUACGCCCUCCAGGCCGUCAAUGCCGGGUGCAUGAUUUCCAUCUUCAGCGUUACUCUCUUCCAAUGCACGCCCAUCUCGCGCAACUGGGAUCCUACGUUUAAGCGAAACUGCAUCGACAACAUAUCCUUCAAUUACGCAUACAACGCCAUCGUCAUCGUGACUGACAUUGCCAUUGCUCUGCUCAGCGUGUUCGCGCUUGGAAUUAUUGUCACCGUGAUCUCUUGCGUGCGUUUAAUUCUACUCGUCAACUGGUUCAACCAAUUCUACAAGGGCCUCGGCGGCAAGGAUCUCUACUACUCUGUGGGGUGGGCGAUCUCGCCGAUUGAAAGCAACCUUGCGAUUAUCGCCGCGUCGAUGCCCGCGCUCUGGCCGCUGUUCCGACGAUGGUUCCCCAACUUCUUCUCGGCGCUGAGCACCUCAUACCCGGCCGCCUCUCACCCCACCACCGGCAACCGCGUGACGGCUUUCCGCUCGCAGCUCAGCCGGCCCCAGGGCGCGACGCAGAUCGACGACGAUGCGAAUGACGCGUUCAUGAUGAAGUCAAUGCACACCAAGGUGCACGCGGAUGGGCGACCGACGACACCGACGGGUUCGCAGGAUGGUAUUAUGGAUUACAAAAACGGUAUUAUGCGAACGACGAAUGUGGAGGUGGAGUAUGAGACCAGCUCAAAGGGCGAGAGGGAGUAUUCGGACGAUAGAGACGAGUACGUCAGGAAGAAGGUCGUAUACGCCGUCUAA